AUGUCAAAGCGAAAUCUUCUUCUAUGCUUCGAUGCAUUCGGUACCCUCAUAAGACCUGUCAAGCCAGUCGCGCAGCAAUACGCACAAGUCGCUCGCCAGUGCGGUCUUACCGACUUCAGCGAUGAAGAGCUGCAAUCGACUUUGAUAUCGACCAUCAAGCAAGAGUCCAAGAAAAAUCCAAACUUUGGGAAGGAGACAGGUCUUGGGGCUACAAAAUGGUGGACAAAUGUCAUUCACAAUACAUUCACACCUUUGUUGAAAGACGACCAAACUCUCCCCCAAGAUCUAGCUCCCAAACUCCUUCACCGAUUUGCUUCUAGAGAGGGGUAUGAAACUGAGACAGGCCUUGUCGAAGCCUUCAAAGGCUUGAAAGGCAGCCCAUCUCGGCAUUACGACCAACUUGUUGUCGGCGUCAUCACCAACUCGGACGAUCGCAUUCCAAGCAUUCUAUCAUCUCUCGGCAUCAAUGUGAGCCCUUUACGCUACGGUACAGACUCAGAUGCGAACAAGAUCAAAAACAACAUCUAUGACAUUGACUUUCACUGUAUGUCCUACGAUGUUGGUGUCGAAAAACCAGACAACCGCAUCUUCAGCGCCGCCGAAUCCAUGCUUGCCCAAAUCAUCAGCGCUCGCAGUGGACGGAAUUUGGACGAGUCCAAGACAGAACUAAGUGGCUGGCAGAAAGUGUAUGUUGGUGAUGAUUAUUCAAAGGACGUGGUUGGAUCGAUCAAUGCUGGGUGGAAGCCGGUUCUUCUUGAUCCGAAGGAUGAUUGCGAGAGUGUUUCCGACCUAAAGCGCUGGCGAUCUUCUCCAGGAGGUGAAUCUCAAAAAAAGGCCUGCAGGAUCGAAGAUCAUCCUACGGAGACCGUUGAAGGGCUGUUCAAGGGCCACGAAUUUGCAACCGUCCAUUCACUUGGAAGUCUGUUGUCUUGGCUCAAGAACGGGACAUCGGGUUCAACAGCAUGA
Fusarium venenatum is the source of this 966-nucleotide messenger RNA. RefSeq lists its product as uncharacterized. Gene Ontology annotation, cellular component: nucleus. The record is from RefSeq and is a predicted model, not a curated record. Lineage: Eukaryota; Fungi; Ascomycota; Sordariomycetes; Hypocreales; Nectriaceae.